AUGCAGCUGCUGGGGCUGUGGCUGUGCCUGGGCUGGGGCUGUGCUGCCUCCCUGAGCCCCUCGUGCCUCUCAGCCCAGUUCAGGAGGCCGGGGGAUUUCGUGCUGGGGGGUUUGUUCCCCUUUGGGAAGGACACGGUGAACCUGACGGCUCGCUCCCAGCCCACCCUGCUGCUCUGCCACAGGCUCUUCACGGACGGCCUCAUCUGGGCGCUGGCCAUGAAAUUUGCCGUCGAGCAGAUCAACAACUCCAGCCGGCUGCUGCCGGGGGUGACGCUGGGCUACGACAUGUACGACACGUGCCUGGAGCCGCUGGUGGCCCUGCAGCCCAGCCUCCUCUUCCUCAGCCACAACGGCACCGCGGCCAUCGGGGUGCUGUGCGACUACAGCGAGUACCAGCCCCGCGUCAGCGCCGUCAUCGGGCCCCACAAGUCGGACCUGUGCCUGCUCACGGCCAAGCUCUUCAGCUCCUUCCUCAUCCCACAGGUGAGCUACGGAGCCAGCAGUGAGACCCUGAGCAACACGGAGCUCUACCCGUCCUUCUACCGCACGGUGCCCAGCGACAAGAACCUGGUGGAGGCCGUGGUGCUGCUCCUCAACCACUUCGGCUGGAACUGGGUGGCGGCGGUGGGCAGCGACGACGAGUACGGCCGCAGGGCCCUCACCCUCUUCCUGAGCGUGGCUGCCACCAGCAACAUCUGCAUCGCCUUCGAGGGGCUCAUCCCCACGGAGCUGGCCGAGCCCGGCGCCGGCACGCAGCUGGAGAACACAAUUAAGUUAAUUAACAGCACCAAAGUCAACGUCGUCGUGCUGUUUGCGCACAGCCUGCCAGCCCAGGCCCUGCUGGAGCGCAGCCUCGGCAUGGGGCUGGGCAAGAAGGUCUGGAUCGGCACCGAGACCUGGAUGCUGUCGGAUGUGGCCGCCUCCACGCCCGGCAUCCGGAGCGUUGGGACGGUGCUGGGCUUUGUCAUGAGGACGGGCACGGUGCCCGGCUUCCAGGAGUACGUGGCGGAGCUCUUCAGCUCUGUCACCCAGCAGGAGUUCUGCCGGCGCUCCAGGGAGCUGAGCCGCCGCAUGAACGCCGAGGUGCUGGACACGCACUGCCGGCAGUGCGCCAACGUCACCCUCGGCGACAUCUGGCCCAUGCUGGGCGUGACAGCGGUGCAGCCCGUGCACGUGGCCGUGUACAGCAUCGCCCACGCCCUGCACAGGGCCCUGGGCUGCACCUCCAAGGGCUGUCCCAAAACACCCAUCAGGUCCUGGCAGCUGCUGCACUUCAUGAACACCCUGCCAUUCGAGGUGAACGGCCAGAGCUUCAGGUUUGAUCAAUCCCACAGCACCAACACGGGGUACAAACUCAUCUCGUGGGCCUGGAGGGACGAUGGCACCCUCACCUACCUGCCCGUGGGGGACUACGACCAGUCCCUGUACAUCCGCCAGUCCCAGAUCCCCUUCCACACGGCAGACAAGAAGGAGCCCACAUCCGAGUGCUUCAGGCGCUGCCAACCAGGACAAGUGAGAAGAAUAAAAGGAUUCAACCUCUGCUGCUAUGACUGCACAGACUGCGCAGAAAACACCUUCUGGAGCAGCACAGACAGCACCAGCUGCUCGCCGUGCCCGCGGCACCAGUGGGCCCCGGCGCGCAGCACGCGCUGCCACCCGCGCGGCGAGCGGUUCCUCUUCUGGGACGAGCCCCUGGCCGUGGCCCUGCUGACCCUGACGGCCCUCACGGCGGGCCUGAGCUGCGUGGCAGCGCUGCUGUUCCUGAGGCACCUGCAGAGCCCGCUGGUGCAGCUGGCAGGGGGUGCCAGGAGCCUCCUCGGCCUGCUCUGGCUGCUGCUGCAGAGCCUCAGCUGCUGCCUGUACGUGGGCAGGCCCAGCACGGCCCUGUGCUGCCUGCAGCAGCUCUCCUACGCCCUGUGCCUCAACGGCUGCUUCUCCACCUUGCUGCCCAAGGCCCUGGAGAUCACCCUGGUGACAGAAUUCCCCCGCUGUGCCCCCAGGCUGCUGCGCUGGGUGACCCACGGCAGGGCCUGGCUAACGGUGGCCGCGUCCGUCACCGUCCAGGCCUUGCUCUGCUUGUGCCACCUCCGCCUGGGCCCCGACUACCUGGUGGCUGACUACGAGUCGCUGCCCAGCGAGGUGCUGCUGGUGUGUGGCACCCAGUCCUGGGCAGCCUUUGCCCUCCUGCACGGCUACAACAGCUGCCUGGCCUUCGCCUGCUUCCUGUGCACCUUCAUGGUGCAGAGCCCGGCCAGGAGGUACAACGUGGCCAGGGGCAUCACCUUCGCCACCCUCAUCUAUUUCAUCGUCUGGAUCUUCUUCGUGGUGAUGUUCGCCACGCUCAGGACGGUGCUCAGGGCUGUCACGCAGAUUUGCACCAUCCUGGCCACCACCCUGGGCAUCUUGGCCGCUUACUUCGUGCCCAAGUGCUACAUCUUGGUGUUCAGGCCCGAUCUGAACACGGCGGAUUAUUUCCAGAACCUCUCUGAGGAGCAGCCACAGGACACACAAUGAAGCACGCCCUGCUCCUCACAGAAGUUGGAUUUUAAGGAGAAAAUCCUGUUUGUGAGCAUUCUGUGGGCCCAGGAACAAUCACAUCUGAGCCAGAGCUGUGGAAGGACAGGGCUCAGCAAGCCCAGAGCAGCCUCCAUCCUGUCUGGAAACAUCUCAGCCCCAAAAUGGAGCCAAAAUGAGGUGCAGUUACUGAAAGAACCUCCAGAAAUGGAAUUUUACACCAAUCCCUCAAGUCUGGCAAUGUGAGUCACCAACAGCACUUCCCUGCAAACACUUGUGGUAAUUUCCUUUUCUUAUUAAUUACCAGCUCCAGAGAUAGAUCCAGGAAUCCUCUCCCCAGCCUUGUAAGAGUUGUCAAAUCCAAUAAAAGAGAAGCACAAGGAACAUUCUGGUAGGUGCCAGCAGCGGUGUGGGUGGCACCAAGGGGGCACUGCCCUUCACUUAAAUUCUGAUCAUUUAAUAUUCACUUCAAUUCUGACAAUAUUCACUUAAAUUUUGACCAUUUAAUAUUCACUUCAAUUCUGAUUAUUUAAUAUUCACCUAAAUUCUGACAAUAUUCACUUAAUUUCUGACCACUUAAUAUUCACUUAAUUUCUGAUCACUUAAUAUUCACCUAAAUUCUGAUCAUUUAAUAUUCACUUAAAUUCUGACAAUAUUCACUUAAUUUUUGACCAUUUAAUAUUCACUUAAAUUCUGAUUAUUUGAUAUUCACCUAAAUUAUGAUCAUUUAAUAUUCACUCAAAUUCUGACAAUAUUUACUUAAUUUCUGACCAUUUAAUAUUCACUCAAAUUCUGACCAUUUAAUAUUCACCUAAACCUGACCAUUUCAUAUUCUCCUCACUGGCAAAUGCAGGGAUUCAUGGAUUUAAAUGCUGUUUCACUCUCCCCUUGCUGUGUGCUCUGUGCCAGCUGAGAAGCAGGAAUCUGCCUCACACCAAGCUGUGCUUGUUCUUUUUUAUUUAAGCUGCAAAAUUAGAAUAAUUUAGGCUGGAAAAACCUUUAAAUCUGGAGUGCAGCUGAGCCCCUCAGAGCCUGCAGGGUGUCCUGACAAACCCAAGGCUCAGCAGAGUUUACACAGGGUAAAAUAAAUUAUUUUUUGGGAAAAAAUAAUGCAGAUUUUUGUGUCACUGUUCAAUAUUUGGGAAAUCUCAUUUUUGUUUCCCUGAGGAAACAGAGCUGGCAAAGAUUCAGACCUGACCUUCAGCCCAGCAUGGGGAAAAAUGCAGAUUUUUGUGUCACUGUUCAAUAUCUGUGAUUUGGGAAAUCUCAUUUUUGUUCCCCUGAGGAAGCAGAUCUGGCAAAGAUUCAGAUCCGACCUUCAGCCCAGCAUGGGGGAAAAAUGCAGGUUUUUGUGUCACUGUUCAAUAUUUGGGAAAUCCCAGUGAUCUUUGUUUCUGCUGGAGAGCCCAAAAUUGGCAAUAUUUAUGAAAUAAAUCACAAUGAAAUACUGCAAAGAACUGAACACACACACUGUGGUUAUCACAUAAAAUUAAAAGCUUUUUAGUGUUUAAAAUAGCAUUUACACAUAAGCAGCUAUAUAUUAACUAUACAGACACUUGGGUUUUCAUACAAUAUCUACAAAAAAGAAUUCCAUUAUGCAAUAGACAUUUAACAGGAACAGUGCAGUCCAUGCUAACGAGAGGUCACUCUUGGAGUAGAACCAGUUCUAGGACAGGUGAUAGUCUGGGGUUUUCAUUAUUUAAAAUCAUGUCACUUUGUUCCUCUACUGUACAUUAAAUUCUUUACACGUAUUUCUAAUCACUGAUUAGAAUUAAUAAUUUUAAGUCAAUCUUCUUACAAUCCAGUUAAAUGCAGAACAAAAACAAAAAAUAAAAAUUAAAAAUAAAAAUAAAACCAAAAGAAUUACAUCAACCCAUGAGCUGUCAAGUCUCAGGAGGGGAAAAGAACAAAAAUCAGAGAGAACAAAAAUCCUACCAAAAGUCAACAUCUGUGCAUCAUCGCUUGCCAUCCAAUAAAACUUUGGAUAAAGUGUCCAGGGCACUGAUUCCUUGGAAAAGCAGGUUCAUUAGCAGGAGGUAAAAGACACCAGCAUGCUUUUAAGACUAUAUUUGCCAAAAAAAUUUAUUUUUCAGGGUUGAAAUACUGGGUGGAGACACCCCAGGUGCAGAUCCUGGGGAGAAGUCACCCCAAAAUGUUUCCUCGUCCUUCUCCAGGAGCCCCCAGACAUCCCUGCUGCAGGGAUGGGUGAGCAUGAGCUCAGCUGCAGAAUGAAAAUUAUUGAUUUCAAAAAGCAACUUUUGAAGAAGAAUUGCUUUAGUCCAAUUCUUCAGGCUCCUGUUCUGAGGUGUUCCCAAGCCCUGCACAGCAAAAUUCAAUUCCAGGCCCUGGUGGGUAAGAAAUGCUGCCUCUGCAGCACUCCAGCCUCCACAUCCUCCUUCCCCUGGCACAAUCCCCACUGUGGGCAGCUCCCCUGGCACGGCUGGCACAGGGAAUGAAUGCUGUGCCCAGCAGGACAGGGCUGCAAAGGAUGGAAGCCAAGGGUGGAUUUGGGAAAUCUCGUUUUUGUUCCCUUGAGGAAACAGAGGUGGCAGAGAUUCAGACCCGACCUUCAGCCCAGCACGGGGAAAAAUGCAGAUUUUUGUGUCACUGUUCAAUAUUUGGGUUUGAGAAAUCUCAUUUUUGUUCCUUUGAGGAAACAGAGGUGGCAGAGAUUCAGACCCAACCUUCAGCCCAGCACGGGGAAAAAUGCAGAUUUUUGUGUCACUGUUCAAUAUUUGGGAUUUGGGAAAUCUCAUUUUUGUUCCCCUGAGGAAACAGAGCUGGCAAAGAUUCAGACCUGACCUUCAGGCCAGCCUCUGCACAGGGAGAAAAAUAAUUCAGAUUUUUGUGUCACUGUUCAAUAUUUGGGAAAUCUCAUUUUUGUUCCUUUGAGGAAACAGAUCUGACAAAGAUUCAGACCUGACCUUCAGCCCAGCACGGGGAAAAAUGCAGAUUUUUGUGUCACUGUUCAAUAUUUGGGUUUGAGAAAUCUCAUUUUUGUUCCUUUGAGGAAACAGAGCUGGCAAAGAUUCAGACCUGACCUUCAGCCCACCCUCUGCAUGGGGGAAAAAUAAUUCAGAUUUUUGUGUCACUGUUCAAUAUUUGGGAAAUCUCAUUUUUGUUCCUUUGAGGAAAGAGCUGGCAGAGAUUCAGACCCAACCUCCAGCCCAGCAUGGGGGAUAAAAAGCAGAUUUUUGUGUCCCUGUUCAAUAUUGCACUGUUCAAGAGGAUCCACCUGUGAACCCUUUCCCUGCAGUGGGGGAAGCUCCUCCUGAUUUCCUCAGCAAACCAUUCCCACGUCUGCUGGGGACUCCCAGCCCCGUCCCAGGGUGACCCACGAGCACACAUAUUUAGGAAAAAAAAGUCAUUUUUCAACAUAGCAGCAAAGACCAGCAAGACACAGAACAGUUUCUGCCAACAGCAAAACCACGAGACACAACCAAAGCCCCAGCAGGUGUGUGAACUGCAGCUCUUGGAAAUGAAAUGGGUGAAAAGCUCAGCCCCAGCUUUCAUCCCUUUUUCUGGAAAUAUUAAAAGAUUUUUUUUUUCCUUCCAGCCCUCUGAGUUCUGCCUUAAAACAAACAGAGCCAGAGAAAUCAUAAUUUAUAAAAUGCCAGAAAAAAAAAAAACUCAAUUAAUUUAAAAGUAGAACCACUAGUGAUUGUCAGUGAAGCCACAGACUGCUCAGCAGUGCCUCAGAUUUCCAGCACUCUUUUACCCUGAUUUAAUGGCAGUAUUUCACAAUUUUACCAAGCCAGGUUUGCAUCUGGGAGGAGAGGGAAAGAAAAGUCCUGCCAAGCUUUAGGCAGGGCCUCUUUUGGAGGAGCCAUCCCCGGGUGGUGAUGGAAGCUCUGCUUCCAGAAGCCUUGGGCAGCUUUUUGGGGGGAGGUUUUUGUAAAGGAAAUUCAUUUAGAAGCCCAGAAAUGGGCUAAGUGAGAGUUCCCCAAAUUCCUGGCUCCCCGGGGAAGGAGAAAUUGAGUCUCCCUUUCCCACAAACAUCUGGAGUCUCUGACAAAGGGAGGAGGGAAAAAGGAAAGAAGUGAAAAAUCAGAAUUAAAAAGACAUUUUGAGGGGUCAGCUUUCAGGAUGAACUGUGUGUGUAAGAGACAAAGAUGUUCUCUCUUCACAUCCACCUUGGAUAUUUACCCAAAAAGCACAGAACACAUCAAAAAGCAGCUUCUUACCAGUGGAGAAAAUGCUUAUUUACAGUAAAAACUGAUUUUAAAGCACCUGCCCUAAAACCUGCCAGCACAGAGAUCCCACAAAAGAGAAUUUAACAGAGGAAAUCCAGAGUGGCUGCAGCUCCUGUCUCAUCAAAUGACCACAGGAGAGCAUGGCUGUGCUCACCAUGCUUUAAAAAUCUUCUUAAACAGCCCUGAAGCUGCCUGAGUUUUACUUUCUACAGCCUCAGAGCAGAAACCAGCCAGGAAUUAAAUCCUGGGGAUAUUCAACAGCAGAGCUCCUCAGCAGGAGGAGGACUCAGGGGUAAAGGAUUUCUUUUUGGGGAAUCCAGGGUGGGUCUAACUCGGUGUCAGGGGUAAGGAUUUCAUUUUGAGGAGCUCCAGGGUUGGUAUAACUUGCUGUCAAGGGGUAUGAUUUAUUUCUGGGGAGCUCCAGAGUGAGUUUAACUCAGAGUCAGGGUAAGGAUUUAUUUCUGGGGAGCUCCAGGGUGGCUCUCACUCGGUUUCAGGGUAAGGAUUUCUUUUUUAGGAGCUCCAGGGUUGGUCUCACUUGCUGUCAAGGGGAAGGAUUUAGUUUUGGGGAGCUCCAGGGUGGGUCUCACUCAGUGCCAUGGUAAGGAUUUAUUUUUGAGGAGCUCCAGGGUUGGUAUAACUUGCUGUCAAGGGGAAGGGUUUAGUUUUGGGGAGCUCCAGAGUGAGUUUAACUCAGAGUCAGGGUAAGGAUUUAUUUUUGGGGAGCUCCAGGGUGGCUCUCACUUGGUGUCAGGGGUGAGGAUUUAGUUUUGGGGAGCUGCAGGGUGGGGUAAGGAUUUCUUUUUGUACCUUUUCUGGUCUGUUCUCAGACACCCUCACACCUCACUGUGCUCUGGGGGAUCAGACACCUCCAGGUCUCUGUUUUAACAAAAAAGAGAAAGAUUGUGCUCAGAAAGGAAGGAGGGAUCACAAAGAAGAGCCAAUCCCAGUGGGAGCCAGGAUUUCUCUGCUGGAAUGGGACCCCAGCCCCUUCAAAAGGGCAAAGCUGACAGACCUGCAGCAAUUUUCCUUUUUUUGUGGGAAUAACUCUUCCAACCUGCAAGCGAGUGCACGUGCAGAGGGAACAGGCACGCCUGGCAGCAGGGAUGUGACUGCAGUGCCCAGGAACCGAGGGCAGCUGCAAAAUCACUCUUGGGAAAUAAGGAAAUAACUGAAGGAAAUAACUUGACAAGUUCUGCACAAUGAACACAUACAGUAGCAAGACUCCAGCACUCCCUUGAUAGAAUAUCUUUUAAAAAAACCCUUAAACAACCCAAGAAAGAUUGAUUUAUACUGCCUAGUCAGCAGGAAGUAGCCACAACUUUGUUUUCCUCCAGGAAUUGGUUGGAUCCUGCUCCUUUCCAAGCACCUGUGGGUGCCAUGUCUGCUCAGAGCCAGGGAUGCAUCCAAGAACCAGCAUUCCAAGGCAGUAUCCCAGAUACCAGCCAGCAGUCCUUUUGUCCUCGCAAGAGAAAAAGCAGGGAAAAAAAAAUAAAAUCAAAGUGCUCCUAUGCAUUGUCAGGAAUUUAGAAGUCAUGUGAAAUACCAGUCCUCCACUCAGCCCAGAGAGAGACACUAAUUCCACUGAAGAGGUGCCACAAUGACCAAAGCUCAUUAAGAUGUGAAUAUACACCAGCCAUUCACAAUCCAAAACGAGACGGGGAG
Messenger RNA from Passer domesticus (house sparrow), 8372 nucleotides. RefSeq names its product taste 1 receptor member 3 (gene TAS1R3). The record is from RefSeq and is a predicted model, not a curated record. Bases 1 to 2514 code for a protein of 837 amino acids. Gene Ontology annotation, cellular component: plasma membrane. Gene Ontology annotation, molecular function: G protein-coupled receptor activity; sweet taste receptor activity. The transcript has 6 exons. Gene Ontology annotation, biological process: sensory perception of sweet taste; G protein-coupled receptor signaling pathway; sensory perception of umami taste. NCBI's taxonomy places the organism in Eukaryota, Metazoa, Chordata, Aves, Passeriformes, Passeridae.